UCAUUUUCCUACCGUUGCAAGCAAUAACUUAAAUAUAUAUACACACAUGCGUCACAUAAUAAUUUUAUAAAUUCCCCAUUUCUACGUCACACCACUCCGCUCCCACACAGGAUUCGGUUGAAAUCUCAUAUUUGAAUCCACUAUGGGCCAGAUCCAGUACUCCGAGAAGUAUUUCGAUGAUACGUUCGAAUACAGGCAUGUAGUCCUGCCUCCAGAAGUUGCGAAGCUUCUUCCGAAGAAUCGUCUUUUAGCCGAGACGGAAUGGCGUGCAAUUGGAGUGCAGCAGAGUCGAGGAUGGGUGCACUAUGCCAUUCACCGCCCAGAGCCGCACAUCAUGCUUUUCAGGAGGCCACUCAACUACCAGCAGAACCAAGAGAACCAGGCUCAGGCUCACCAGACCCUGCUAGCCAAGUGAUCCAACUAGUCUUUUGGUAUAAACCCACAUCUCAUUUCGUGUUAGAAAUGAGUAAAGGAUUUAUAAUCUGGUCUAUGAAUCUUGUUUCAGGUUGUUAUGUUACUGCAAUCUGCUCUUUUAUCAUGUUUCUAGAAUGUUUCUCUUUGCCAUGGAGAAAUUACUAUUCUGCUCUUCCAUUGUGCAUCAUGAUCAUUUAUAUAUAUAUAUCCAAUUUCUAAUUUUAUUUAA
Messenger RNA from Helianthus annuus (common sunflower), 643 nucleotides. Its product is annotated as cyclin-dependent kinases regulatory subunit 1. The transcript has 4 exons. Gene Ontology annotation, molecular function: cyclin-dependent protein serine/threonine kinase activator activity; protein kinase binding; ubiquitin binding. Gene Ontology annotation, biological process: regulation of mitotic cell cycle. Lineage: Eukaryota; Viridiplantae; Streptophyta; Magnoliopsida; Asterales; Asteraceae. The record is from RefSeq and is a predicted model, not a curated record. Gene Ontology annotation, cellular component: cyclin-dependent protein kinase holoenzyme complex; SCF ubiquitin ligase complex. Bases 143 to 415 code for a protein of 90 amino acids.